Messenger RNA from Cyanidioschyzon merolae strain 10D, 813 nucleotides. Its product is annotated as arogenate/prephenate dehydrogenase. Gene Ontology annotation, biological process: L-tyrosine biosynthetic process. The transcript has a single exon. The coding region runs from base 1 to 813 and encodes 270 amino acids. The record is from RefSeq and is a predicted model, not a curated record. Gene Ontology annotation, molecular function: arogenate dehydrogenase (NADP+) activity; NAD+ binding; prephenate dehydrogenase (NAD+) activity. NCBI's taxonomy places the organism in Eukaryota, Rhodophyta, Bangiophyceae, Cyanidiales, Cyanidiaceae.
AUGGAUCAAGUGAAUAGUUCUAACUCACUAACAAUUGCAAUAGUUGGUUUCGGCAACUUCGGACAGUUUUUGGCGAAAGCGUUUGUUCAGGCCGGUCACCGGGUGAUCGGACAUUCGCGCACCAACUACGAAGCGAUUGCGAGGCAGCUCGGUUGCGGUUUCGAAACCAGUGCGGAUGCGCUGAUGGACCUCCAUAAUCCUGACAUUGUCGUGUUAUCGACUUCGAUACUCUCAACCGAAGAGGUCCUGCGCCGAUUCCCGACAGCGAAGCUUCGGAGCUGCCUCGUUGUCGACGUGCUGAGCGUCAAGGUGUAUGCACGGGAGCUCAUGCUACGCUACGCACCUGAAGAGGCUGAUAUUUUGGCGACGCAUCCCAUGUUUGGUCCAGAGUCAGGACGUGGUUCAUGGCGGGGCUUACCAUUUGUCUUUGAGCGCACGCGAGUUCGUCAGCACGAGCGUUGCGAGGCCUUUCUAUCUAUCUUUCGGGAGCGUGGUUGCACGCUCAUCGAGAUGCCAUGUCAAGAACAUGAUCACUAUGCGGCGAGUACACAAUUCAUCACCCAUACGACAGGUCGCAUGUUGGCCGAGCUCAAAAUUGCCUCCACACCAAUCAACACCCGCGGCUUUGAAGCACUGUUGGCGGUUGUAGAGACGACGGUGCGGGAUUCUUUCGAUCUCUAUUACGGUUUGUACCGCUUUAAUCCGAAUGCAAAGCAAGAGUUGGAGAAGAUGCAGCGAGCACUCGAGCAAGUACGAGCCCAACUCGAAGCGUACGACCGCAAGUGUCGCGAGGCUGAAGCACGCUCAGCCUGA